UGAAAAUCGAAAGUACCGUUUUGUAGUGACGUAAAAGAAUACCGGUGAGAACGUCAUCGAAAUAUGACUACUUUAUUGACAAAUAUUCCAAACUCGUGUGAAUUAUUCCACGAGUUUUGUCAGUGCGACGCUUGAUAAGGAAGGAUUCGUCCGUCUCUGCCACGAAUUGGUGUCAAACAUGAUCGAAAGAGAACAGACAAAAAAGGAUAUAAAAGAAUUAACGAAAAAUGACAAGUAUUCGAUUUUACUUCCAACUUAUAACGAAAUCGAGAAUUUGCCUAUAAUUAUUUGGCUUAUUAUCAAGUAUAUGGAUGAGAGCGAUCUGGAUUAUGAGAUAAUCGUGAUAGACGAUGGUUCUCCAGAUGGAACAUUGGAUAUGGCCAAACAGCUGCAAAAUGUGUACGGUGAGAACAAAAUUGUUUUGAGACCAAGAGAAAAAAAACUUGGGCUGGGCACAGCUUAUAUGCAUGGGAUUAAACAUGCUACAGGAAACUUCAUUGUCAUUAUGGAUGCAGAUUUGUCUCAUCAUCCUAAAUUUAUACCAAAAAUGAUAGAACAACAGAGAUAUCUCGAUUUAGAUAUUGUUAGUGGCACCAGAUAUGCACAGGGUGGAGGAGUUUAUGGAUGGGAUUUCAAAAGAAAAUUAAUAAGUAGAGGAGCAAAUUUCUUAACACAGCUUUUGUUGAGACCAGGAGCAAGCGAUUUGACGGGAAGUUUUAGGUUGUAUAAAAAAGAUGUACUGGAAAAACUGAUACAGUCUUGUAUAUCAAAAGGAUAUGUCUUCCAGAUGGAAAUGAUUGUAAGAGCAAGACAAUUCAAGUACACUAUAGGAGAAGUUCCAAUUACGUUUGUCGAUCGUCUUUAUGGAGAAUCAAAAUUGGGAGGAUCGGAAAUUUUCCAAUUUGCAAAAGGUCUUCUAUAUCUUUUUGCCACUACAUAAUAUAAUGCAUAUUAAAAAAAAUAACAUUCCUUGUGUAUAAAAAUUACAUAUGUAAAGAAGAGAAAGUGUAUAUUAUGUUUUUUAAAUAAAUACUUAUAAUUUAAA
Messenger RNA from Apis cerana (Asiatic honeybee), 1045 nucleotides. It is a transcript of the gene Dpm1, whose product is annotated as Dolichyl-phosphate mannosyltransferase subunit 1. Gene Ontology annotation, molecular function: dolichyl-phosphate beta-D-mannosyltransferase activity. NCBI's taxonomy places the organism in Eukaryota, Metazoa, Arthropoda, Insecta, Hymenoptera, Apidae. Gene Ontology annotation, biological process: protein O-linked glycosylation via mannose; GPI anchor biosynthetic process; dolichol-linked oligosaccharide biosynthetic process. Gene Ontology annotation, cellular component: endoplasmic reticulum membrane. The record is from RefSeq and is a predicted model, not a curated record.